AUGAUGCUGGAUGAGAAUGGAGGUGGAAUGGCUGGAAACGACCUCAGAACGCUCAUCGAAUCGCGCAUUCCUGAGCAUCGAGCGCAUCUGGAAACUAGUCAUCUGAAUUUGGAAAACGUAGCCGCCUAUUGUGAAGCCAACUAUCUCAAUUCUGUGGAUCGAAAUGCAUCGUUUGAGGAAACGAAACAGUUCGCUUUGCAGUCCCUUGCCAGUGUGGCUUAUCAAAUCAAUACCCUUGCAAGAGACCUACUUGACAUGUUGGAUUUACAGACCGAUAAAAUCACAAAUCUCAGCGGUCAAGUAGAAAAUAUUGAUGUGGUUGUUAAUAUCCACAAAGAAAAGCUUGCUCGGAGAGAAAUCGGCGCCUUAACUACGAACAAAACCACUCAGAAACAACCAAAAAUAAUUGCACCCGCAGCUCAGGAACCACCACAGCGAUAUAGACGUGCGCCGAUAGACUUUUCUGUUUUGGACGGAAUAGGUCAUGGUGUUCGUUGCGAGGUGCCCCAACAUCGUAGUGCCCUGGUCUCUCGAGCCGCUUCGAGUGUUUCUGGAUCACAGCCAUAUUCAAUGCAUUACGUUCAGUAUGAACGCACCGCUAACAUUGGUACCAAUACGUUGGGUCGUUCGUCGAUGCGCAGUGGCCACCUGAGCAUGAACGCACCGGAGCAGUAUAGGGUCCCACUGGUAAUGCCAUUAAUGGACAACCAGCGAUACGUAUCAAUGGGUAAUGCUUCUCAACAUCAAUCCGUGUCGGAAUUCGGUCAAAUUGGUGGAAGAGGAGUGAGCGACGGUAGUGUUUUGUCAGACGGAGCGUCCGAAAUAGGAAGGAUCAGUAUGCCAGAUAGAUAUGGAACGCUGAGACUUCAUCAAGCUCGCGGUGAAAGUGGCAGUGGUAUCAAUGAUGAAAGGGCUGAAUCACCAGGAUUUCCUUUGCCUCCUCCUCAGCUUAGUUCACAUUAUGGCUACGCUGGUUUCACGAAGUCAGACGACCUUCCUCCUCCAGCAAUGCAAAUGCUCAAUUCAACUCAUGAGGAUGAGCCAAUGCCUCCUCCUCCACAUUCUCAAGCCAAUUUCUUCGACGCUCACGCUGAUUGGGUGCCUCGUAACUACAUAGAAAAAGCCGUGGCUCUAUACGAUUACGACGCGGACAAACCGGAUGAGUUAUCGUUGCGGGAGAACUGCAUCGUUUAUGUGCUGAGGAAAAACGAUGACGGAUGGUUUGAAGGCGUAUUGGAUGGAGUGACGGGACUUUUUCCUGGUAACUAUGUCCAACCGGUUUAA
Molecule: messenger RNA, 1284 nt
Organism: Cooperia oncophora
Lineage: Eukaryota; Metazoa; Nematoda; Chromadorea; Rhabditida; Trichostrongylidae
Source: the annotation of a GenBank genome assembly